AUGCUAUGGGCUUUUAAACACCAUGGAAAGCGCCCGAGCGAUGAGGUUUAUGUCAAUGUUCAAGCGUACGAGUUUGAGAUGGGGAGGCUUCUCUACGCCGACCCUCCGUAUGAACACGCCUGGGAUGACGAGGAACUGCUCGGCAACGCGAUGGAUGCUGUGUGCAGCAAGAAAUGGGACAGCCCUUGCAUGGCAUGCGGCUACACGCCAGGGACUGGAAAUGGAAAGUAG
This is a messenger RNA of Ustilaginoidea virens, 231 nucleotides long. RefSeq lists its product as uncharacterized. The coding region runs from base 1 to 231 and encodes 76 amino acids. The record is from RefSeq and is a predicted model, not a curated record. NCBI's taxonomy places the organism in Eukaryota, Fungi, Ascomycota, Sordariomycetes, Hypocreales, Clavicipitaceae. The transcript has 2 exons.